This is a messenger RNA of Mya arenaria, 703 nucleotides long. RefSeq lists its product as uncharacterized. Lineage: Eukaryota; Metazoa; Mollusca; Bivalvia; Myida; Myidae. The record is from RefSeq and is a predicted model, not a curated record. The coding region runs from base 1 to 648 and encodes 215 amino acids. The transcript is spliced from 6 exons.
AUGGCUCAGUUUCUGACAGAUCCCGACAGAUACAGACCGACAAUUUCCGACAGUGCAUGCCGCUUGGCAAAGUUCGGAGUGACUCUGAACAUCGCUGACGGUUGCACACCCAGCACAUGCUCGGACACAGGGGAAGACAAUAGAGAGGCGAAACACUACUUGUACGGAUGCGGGUACAUGUUGGCUUCUUUUUUGCCCUACGAGAUCCAGGUGUGUGUGCAUUCUACAUCGACGAUAACGCGAGGAAACGCAAACACUCACGGGUACACAUUCGAUCAGAUCGUCCAGAUCGUUCUGACUGACACGGACAGCGACGCUGACGGCUUCAUCUCCCUCCAGGAGUUCCAGGUCGAACUUCUCGGGCAGUUCGACCUUAACAACGACGGCAUCGUGGCCUCCCACGACUUUAUCAACCUGUGGAUGGCCAAGUACGGUGACACCCACGCCGACACGAACCAUUUCUUCGCUGAACUUGAUGCCAACAGCGAUAAAGAGCUUACUGAGGCUGAUAUUCUCGCUCAGCUUUCAGAGCUCAACUUGGGCCUGUUGGACAUCCUAAACCCCAGUGCAGUGCGAAUCCCCCUUGCCGACUUCGAGAACUUCAUUAGAAUCAACCACCCCCAUGGGCACGGACAUGGUGGCCGAUAGACGUUUCAAGGUCAUUUGUUUAUGAGUUGUUGGUAACUCUUGUUGGUAAUUGUUG